Molecule: messenger RNA, 3118 nt
Organism: Crotalus tigris (Tiger rattlesnake)
Lineage: Eukaryota; Metazoa; Chordata; Lepidosauria; Squamata; Viperidae
Gene: CCNI
Product: cyclin I
Exons: 7
Coding region: 575-1726 (383 amino acids)
Biological process (GO): mitotic cell cycle phase transition; regulation of cyclin-dependent protein serine/threonine kinase activity
Cellular component (GO): nucleus; cyclin-dependent protein kinase holoenzyme complex; cytoplasm
Molecular function (GO): cyclin-dependent protein serine/threonine kinase regulator activity
Source: RefSeq, a predicted model, not a curated record
CUUUCCUUCCCCUGCUCCCCCCCGGGAAGCGGCUUGCUCUGCGCUCCGCUCUCUCUGUCACUUUUUUUUUUUUUGCUUUCCACCCCUUUUUCCCCUCCCCUCUUUUUUUUCUCCCCCUUUUUUCUUUUUGCUCCCACUUUGUUCGCGCUCCCAGGCAGCAGCAGCGGCGGCGGAGGCGGCGGGAGCUGCAAUUGCAAGCCUAGGAAGAGCCGCUGCUUUGCAAUUCGGCCGGGGGGACCCCCUCCCCCACUUCGUCUUUCCCAACCCCCCCCAAAAGAAAUCGCGAUCCUUAACUCCCUCCACCCGCCCAAACGACAACUAAGCGGCCCCCUUCCACGCACCCCAUGGCGAAAUGAGCCCGGCCGCCGCCUCCGCCUCCUCUCUUUCCCCCGUCUCUAAGAUGGAGCAAGCAAGAAACUAACAAAGAAACAAGCCAGCUUCGGCCUUGGUGGGAGCCACGAUCAUGCUUUUUUAAUGGACCGAAUGCCGGCCGGUUGCAGCGGAGAUUUUUACAGCUUUGCAGGGGAGAAGGUAGCUGUAUCCAGUUGGGUGGCAGGCCGACCCAAGGGGUACCAUGAAGUUUUUGGGACCCUUGGAGAAUCAGAGGUUGUCCAUCCUCCUAGAGAUGGCAAUCUCUAGGGAAGCUCAGAUGUGGAAAGUGUACGUGCCCAGAAUUCAGCCCAAUCAGGAUGCAGGCAUUUCUCCAACCCAGCGGGACGAAGUGAUUCGGUGGCUGGCCAAACUCAGAUGCCAGUUCCACCUUUAUCCGGAAACGCUUUCUCUGGCCGUCAGCCUGUUGGACAGGUUUUUAGCUGCUGUGAAGGCGCGCCCAAAGUACCUGAACUGUAUUGCCAUCAGCUGCUUCUUCCUUGCCACCAAGACCAUUGAGGAAGAUGAGAAAAUUCCAGUGCUGAAGAUCUUAGCCAGGGAUAGUUUUUGUGGCUGUUCUCCGGCAGAGAUUCGCAGAAUGGAGAAGAUUAUACUGGAUAAAUUGAACUGGGAUCUUCACACAGCCACUCCAUUGGAUUUCCUUCACAUUUUCCAUGCAGUCGCCUUGUCCACCAGGCCUCAACUGCUGACCAGCUUGCCCAAGGUGAAUCCGUCCCAGCACGUUGCUUUGCUGACCAAGCACUUACUGCAUUGCCUAGCCUGCUACCAACUCCUCCAGUUCAAGGGCUCCAUGUUGGCCCUGGCCAUCGUGAGCCUGGAAGUGGAGAAGCUGAUUCCUGAUUGGCUGGCUCUCAUCAUCGAAUUGCUCCACAAGGCACAGAUGGAUAGCUCCCAGCUGAUCCACUGCCGGGAGCUGGUGUCCAAGCACCUUUCCACUCUGCAAUCUCCACUCCUGCCCAACUCGGUUUACCUCUACAGUCCCCUCAAGCACAACCUGGUGACUUGCCCCACGGGGGCCUUCCGAUUCCACGCCCCUGUGGGCCCAGUCCCCGAUUGGCAGGACAACAGCAAGCCCGAAAUGCCCGCCAAAGGAUCCGCCUCGCUCCGCCGCCGCCACAGGCUCCCUCCCGGCAGGUGCAAGCCCGCGACGGCCAAGCGCAAGGUGGAAGAGAUGGAAGUGGACGAGUUCUAUGACGGGAUCAAGCGGUUGUACAAUGAAGAGAGUCCUCCAGACAGCGGGGAAGGCAAGGCCGCCCCCGGGUGUGGCAUCGACGUCUCAUGGCAAGGAGGCAGCGUUUCCCCCUGCCCGCCAUUGCAGCCCGUUUCUGUCAUGUAGCCCAAUGUUCCUCAGGCUCAGCAACUUGAACCUGUGUGGACUUCAACUCCCAGGGUUCUCCAGCCAGCAUGGCUGGCUGGGGAACUCUGGGAGUUGAAGUCCACACAUCUUCAACUUGGCUAGGUUGAAAAACAUUGCUGUAGUCCUGUGUCCCCAUGCGCCUUUGGUGGAAAGCCCGUUCGUGCAGAUGCAACAUCAGACAACCAUUGGCCUUUUGGGCCAGUGGAGAGAAGGCCGUAUCUUAACUGGGUUAAGCAGAAGGGAGCUAGCUAUCCUUUAAAAAAAGAAGAAAAAAAAAGAAUCUUCCCCUCUUUUCCUAGUUUUCCUAAUGAUAGUUUAUGCUCUGUUGAAAGUUCAACUCUUGAUUUUAAGUCCUUUAAAAAAAAAAAAAGAUCCCCAAAACCAACCCCCCCCCCCAAAAAAAAUAAUAGCAAAAAUCGUUUCUGUAGUGUUGUUUGUUUCCACCGUUCUCGAUCUACUGUUGUGUACUGUAAUCUCAUGUAUUGUUUCGAAGAAUUGACACGGAGUGUGCUGAACGCUUUUUCAGGUUCUCCAGCUGUGUUCUCUCCUCCUUCCAAAUUUCCUUCCUUUCUAAAGAACUUCCUUUGCCCAAUUUCUUUAAAAAUCAUUUCCAAAUUGUAUGACUCCCUCGAUUUUUUAUUUUUAUUUUUGCACUUUUAUUUUGGGUAAGUUUCCCUUUCACGAACAAAAGAGAAACCCCUUCUCUUUGUAGAGUUCUUUUGUUUUCUGUCAUCCUGUCAGUCUUUUGACUGUGGUAGCUAAAACUAAAAACUUGCCUUUAAAAUUAAGGUUUUUCUUUUAACAAAAAGGAAUCUUUGUAACCUGCCCUAGGGUAGAAAGCAAAAAUGGACACUCAAGAAGAGCGGCGUGUUUGGUUCGGAAGGUUUAAGCUGCACAAUAAUUAGGAUUUUAAUUUUAUAGACAACCUCUGUGGCUGCUGUUAGACUGACCAAACCGAAACAUCACACCUUUCUUGUGUUUUUAUAUACAGAAAAGCUUUGUGCAUCAAAUGCAAACAUAUAAUGAAACAAAACAAAAUGGUGGGCAUUGAAAGCACCUGUGUCUUUUGGGCCAUUAUUGUAGCUUUGUGUAUAAAUGAUCUUAGAUUUUCCCCCUUCCUUAUGUUUUCUCCCUGACCUUUAUGUUUGUGUAAAUUUACAACUUUAAAGACAGGGACAAACAAACAAACAAAAAAAGACUUUUAAAGAUCUUCUGUUCUAAUUCUAAAUGCACUGCUUCUUGGAAUAGCCUUCUUGAAAGGACCUCCUUGAUUUUAAAGCUCUCUUCACGGUCUCUGUGGAAGAUGCUGUGUUUGCCAGUCUCAUGGAGAAAGGCUUCGGGUAGCAAUAAAAACAAACACGUUGUCCUUCA